ACUAUCCUACCCAGGGAGGUCCAGGCUUGGGUGCAGGCGCGCCACCCUGAGAGUGGUGAGGAGGCGGUGGCCCUGGUGGAGGACUGGCACCGAGAGGUCCAGGCUGCGGGACAGAGGGUGAGGCGGCGGGGCUAUGACUAGAUUAAUCAUUGCUAAAACCACAGUAAUAGUAAUAGUUGUUGUUAUCAUCGACCAACUGACAUAUUUAUUGAGCACUGCUGUGUAACAGACACUGUCUUCUGUGCUUUCCACCUAAUCCUGUUUAAUGAGAUGGAUACCGUUAUCCUGAUUUUACCAAUGAGGAAACUGAGGCAGAGAAAAACAGGUAGUUGGCUCAAGGUCACAUGGCAUUAGACGGUAGAGCCAGGAUGUGAAUUCAGGCAGGCUGACACUGAAGCCAGCAUUCAGAACCACUGCCUAAACUGCCUUUCAGGACCAUAUUCACGGUGCAGUUGAUUUGUAUUGUGUUUCACACGUGACAAAGCCUUUUUACAUACGUGAUCUCUUUGGGUGCUUAAGGCAGUAAGGUAGGUAGGUAGACAGAAGUAGCAUUAUCCUCCUCAUUGUAUAGACUAAACUAAGGCCCAAAAAGUCAGGUGGCUCACAAAGCGCAGUCAGUCCAAACCAGAGCCUAAAUCCAGAUCCUGAGGUUCCAAAUUCAUUGUUCUUUCUGUACACGACAGAUGCCUCAUGUGCAAGCCAUGGGAAUUAAAAUACCUCUGAGGCAUGAGGCUCAAAUGAGAUAGUAACUGACAUUUCUUGAGCACUCACUGUGUGUCAGACACCGUUCUAACCUUUCUGUAUGUAUUGCUCAUCUAAUCAGCACAGCUGCCCGAUGAGGUAGGUACUGUUACGUCACUGGUUUUCCAGUGGGUAAACAGAGACUCAGAGGUAAGUGACAUGUGUAGAUUCAUAUAACUUAAGUGGUAGAGCCAAGAUAAGGGAAGUGAAAGCAUCGUGGAUUUAACACUCAUAGUUUCAACAAUUUGCAAGAGACUGAAGGCCCAUGAUAUCAUUUAUAGUUUUUCUAGGGCACGACUUUUGAAUCCUGCUUUUGGAGCUGGCAUAUGUAGAGCAAGUACUUGAACUGGCUGCGGGCUGAGCCAGCCACCCAGAACCUCCAUCUCAACAUACCCCUGUUCCUUCCCCUUGUUACACGGAAUUGGCCUUGUGUGCAGAAGAGACUGGGUCUUUAAAGGCAAUGCAGGAAUCUCAGCACUGUCCACUGCAGCCAGUGAAUCACUGGCCUGAGGGACAGUCCCAGAAGCAGUGGGUGAAGAACUCAUGCCCUGACCUUCCCGAGCAUCUAGACACCAAGAUAGUGCCACACCCCUUGAAAGAAAGUGCUGUCCUCACUCCCCGAGUCCCUACUCUCCCAAAGAUGGGGAGUGUUGGAGAUUGGGAGGUGACUGCUGAGUCCCAGGAAGCCCUGGGCCCCAGCAAACACGCUGAGAAGGAGUUCUGCGAGGACCCCCCAGGAGACAGCUGUGGGAACGGCGUGUCCCUGGGGGCUCCAGUUUCCAAACCAGGUAUCAACUGCCAGCGAGAGCAAGGGCCAGGAUUUUGGCGUCCGAGCUUUAUCAAUUCUGGAAAGAGGAACACUGCAGAUUACACCUUGGAUAAUGAGCAAACAAAACCAGCCCAGGCAUCGGCCUGGAGAGAGUCCAGGGCCUGGGAGGAACAACACCAAUGGGACACGGAGGAUAUGAAGGUGUCAGGUGUGCACUGGGGCUAUGAGGAGACCAAGACUUUUCUGGCAAUUUUGAGUGAGUCUCCUUUCUCUGAAAAGCUCCGGACUUGUCACCAGAACCGCCAGGUUUACCGGGCCAUUGCAGAGCGGCUGAGGGCAAGGGGCUUCUUGCGGACACUGGAGCAGUGUCGCUACAGAGUCAAAAACCUCCUGCGGAACUACCGGAAAGCCAAGAGCAGCCACCCACCAGGGACCUGCCCCUUCUAUGAGGAGCUGGAGGCCCUGGUGAGGGCGCGGACGGCCAUCAGAGCCACCGAUGGCCCAGGAGAGGCUGUGGUGCUCCCCAGGCUGGGGGACAGUGAUGCAGAGAUGGAUGAACAGGAGGAAGGGGGCUGGGAGCCUGAAGAGACAGCAGAAGAUUGUAAUGGUGAUGACCUGGCCACUGAUGAGUCUGUCCAGGAGCCCAGGAUUCCAGGGGGCCCAGCUCUGUUCCAGAGUCGUAUUGCAGGUGUGCACUGGGGCUACGAGGAGACCAAGGCCUUCCUGACCAUUCUCAGUGAGUCCCCAUUCUCUGAAAAGCUUCGCACGUGCCACCAGAACAGCCAGGUUUACCGGGCCAUUGCAGAGCGGCUGUGUGCACAGGGCUUCCUGCGGACACUGGAGCAAUGUCGGUACAGAUUCAAAAACCUCCUUCGAAGCUACCGGAAAGCCAAGAGCAGCCACCCACCAGGGACCUGCCCCUUCUAUGAGGAGCUGGACUCACUGAUGAGGGCACGGACUGCGGUCAGAGCCAUGGGAACCCUCAGGGAGGCAGCGAGUCUCUCUAGGUCUGGGCAGAGCAGUACUGAGGCUGACGACCAGGAGGCCUGGGAUGAGAUGGCAGAUGAAGUUGGCCUCAAAUCUCCCACCGUGUGUCCAGACACCCCAGACACUGGUUUUGAGAUGAGGCAUAAGGACGAAGACCAGAUUUCAGAGCAAGAUAUUUUUGAGGAUUUGCCUGGAGCCUUAUCAAAAUGUACUGGAGAGGAUGUUUGCCACCCUCAUGACUGGGGGCAAGACAGUGAAAAUGAAGGUGGAGGUGAAGGGCAGUGGGGAAAUCCCCCCCAGGAGCAGUGGGAAGAAUGUUCUUCUGAAGAGGACUUAGAAAAACUUAUCGACCACCAAGGCCUGUACCUGGAAGAGAAGCCCUACAAGUGUGACACGUGUGUGAAAAGCUUCAGUCGGAGCUCGCACUUCAUUGCCCACCAGCGGAUCCACACAGGCGAGAAGCCUUACAAAUGCCCUGAAUGUGGGAAAGGCUUUAGUGAUCGCUCCAACCUCAAUACCCAUCAGAGAAUCCACACAGGAGAGAAGCCCUACAGGUGCCUUGAGUGUGGGAAAAGCUUUAGCGAUCACUCCAAUCUUGUCACCCACCAGAGAAUCCACACAGGGGAAAAGCCCUAUAAAUGUGGGCAAUGUUGGAAAAGCUUCAACCAGAGCUCCAACCUCCUGAAACAUCAGAGAAUCCACGUGGGAGGCAAUCCUGAUCAUUGCUGCGAGGCAGGGGAAACCUUUGGCCAAAGCCCAUCCUUCAGUGCUCCCUGGAGGAACUCUACAGAAGAGACAUCUCUUGAACAACCUCAGAGUGCCAGCAAGAACUUGAAUUCUGGCCCACACGGCACCAGCUCAGGGGAAAAGCUGUAUCCGUGUCCUGAAUGUGGAAGAACCUUCUCUAAGAGCUCUGCCCUCAUUAGUCACCAAAGGAUCCAUACGGGAGAGAAGCCGUAUGAAUGUGCUGAAUGUGGGAAGAACUUCAGUAAGAGCUCCACGCUGGCUAACCACCAGCGAACCCACACGGGGGAGAAGCCAUACACGUGUGUGGACUGUGGGAAGGGCUUCAGUGAGCGCUCCAAGCUCAUCACGCACCAGAGAGUGCACACGGGAGAGAAACCCUACAAAUGCCUUGAGUGUGGCAAGUUCUUUCGUGACCGUUCCAACCUCAUUACUCAUCAGCGGAUUCACACGGGAGAGAAGCCUUACAAGUGCAGAGAGUGUGGGAAAUGUUUUAACCAGAGCUCCAGUCUCAUUAUUCACCAGAGAAUCCACACUGGGGAGAAGCCCUACAAGUGCACAGAGUGUGGCAAAGACUUCAACAAUAGCUCCCACUUCAGUGCCCACCGGAGAACCCACGCAGGAGGAAAAGCAUCGUAGGAGGCCCCCCGCCCCCCGUCACGGCAAAGAGAUAAACGCAUAUUGAAAUCUCCCCAGAGCGUAAGAUGUGUGCUAGGAGCUUUCCGAAUUCUUAAGCUUGGUGUAUACCCAGCCAAGUUAUCUUGGCCUAAUCCAGGUUAUUUGGAAGUGAAUUACAGAUGCUAAGGGUCUGGAUUUGAAGGCACUUUUCUUAAGUGUAAUUUGUUUUUCUCCUGUAAAAAAACCCUGUGCAACCCUCA
Messenger RNA from Leopardus geoffroyi (Geoffroy's cat), 4119 nucleotides. RefSeq names its product zinc finger and SCAN domain containing 20 (gene ZSCAN20). NCBI's taxonomy places the organism in Eukaryota, Metazoa, Chordata, Mammalia, Carnivora, Felidae. The transcript has 7 exons. The record is from RefSeq and is a predicted model, not a curated record. The coding region runs from base 1202 to 3880 and encodes 892 amino acids.